Messenger RNA from Drosophila erecta, 779 nucleotides. RefSeq lists its product as uncharacterized. NCBI's taxonomy places the organism in Eukaryota, Metazoa, Arthropoda, Insecta, Diptera, Drosophilidae. The transcript is spliced from 2 exons. The record is from RefSeq and is a predicted model, not a curated record. Bases 133 to 741 code for a protein of 202 amino acids.
CAGUGUUGUGUUCCACUGUGGAACAGUUGACACUUUACCAGUGCUGUUAAAUAUACGAAUCAGUGUGGCGUGCUGUUUUUUAUCAGAGGCGAAUUGAAAUGUACUACCGUAAUUCUUGCGGGCCUGUUUAAAAUGCCACACAAACGUAGGAACGUAGUCCAUGCCAACCAAAGGAAUUCUACAACACGACGCGUCCCAUUGGCCCACCUGCCGUCUGCACCGCCGAAUGUGCUUGUCGAAUCCUGCAACGGUCUUGAUGCAGAGAUCCGCUCACCCGGCAGUCCGAUGGCGAAAGGGGACGCUAUGUCUACCGGGAAAAACUUCCCGGCGAACAAGUUAGCCGUGCCCCAAUACAACACCACCGUGCGCAAGCAGAACGAGGUCCAAAUCAUAUCCAACAUAAAGCUGGACUCGAAACUUCAAUCAGGAGCUAGGUCGUCCAUCGCACCAAAGGUCACCCAAAAGAUGAACUUCGCGCCGAAUCAAGCUGUAUUUAGGGAUCUGGUAACUCUCAAUGUCAACGAUUCUCUGCUGGCGCCGCACAAGACCAAGAACGAUGCCCCAAAGAAAAAGAAAUCGAAAAAAUCCGAAUCAAGCAAGGUCAUAGGCGAGCCCCAACUAAUCGACUAUGCGGAGAAAGUAGAUCCCAUUGUCAUGGAGGUUAAGGAACCUACAAUCCGCUUGGAUUGGGUACAAGCACCCUUCGAUUUUUUCGGCGCAUAUAGGAGAACAUACAAUUAGUUACAUUUUAUUUAUAAAUAUAUCCGAGUCGAACAGUA